Molecule: messenger RNA, 1098 nt
Organism: Cynocephalus volans (Philippine flying lemur)
Lineage: Eukaryota; Metazoa; Chordata; Mammalia; Dermoptera; Cynocephalidae
Gene: HTR1E
Product: 5-hydroxytryptamine receptor 1E
Exons: 1
Coding region: 1-1098 (365 amino acids)
Biological process (GO): adenylate cyclase-inhibiting serotonin receptor signaling pathway; chemical synaptic transmission; G protein-coupled receptor signaling pathway, coupled to cyclic nucleotide second messenger
Cellular component (GO): dendrite; plasma membrane
Molecular function (GO): G protein-coupled serotonin receptor activity; neurotransmitter receptor activity
Source: RefSeq, a predicted model, not a curated record
AUGAACAUCACAAACUGUACCACAGAGGCCAGCGUGGCUGUGAGACCCAAAACUGUCACCGAAAAGAUGCUCAUCUGCAUGACCCUGGUUGUCAUCACCACCCUGACCAUGCUGCUGAACUCGGCUGUGAUCAUAGCCAUCUGCACCACAAAGAGGCUCCACCAGCCUGCAAACUACUUGAUCUGCUCCCUCGCUGUGACAGAUCUCCUGGUGGCGGUGCUUGUCAUGCCCCUGAGCAUCAUAUACAUUGUCAUGGACAGCUGGAAGCUUGGGUACUUCAUCUGCGAGGUGUGGCUGAGUGUGGACAUGACCUGCUGCACCUGCUCCAUCCUCCAUCUCUGUGUGAUUGCCCUAGACAGGUACUGGGCCAUCACCAAUGCUAUUGAAUAUGCCAGAAAGAGGACAGCCAAGAGGGCGGGACUGAUGGUCCUCACCGUGUGGACCAUCUCCAUCUUCAUCUCCAUGCCCCCUCUGUUCUGGAGGAGCCGCCGCCGACUCAGCCCACCCCCCAGUCAGUGCACCAUCCAGCAUGACCAUGUCAUCUACACCGUCUACUCCACCCUUGGGGCGUUUUAUAUCCCCUUGACUUUGAUACUGAUUCUCUAUUACCGGAUUUACCAUGCAGCCAAGAGCCUUUACCGGAAAAGGGGAUCAAGCCGGCACUUAAGCAACAGAAGCACAGAUAGCCAAAAUUCGUUUGCAAGUUGUAAACUCACACAGACUUUCUGUGUGUCUGACUUCUCCACCUCAGACCCUACCACAGAGUUUGAAAAGAUCCACACCUCCAUCAGGAUCCCUCCCUUCCAGAGUGAUCUAGAUCACCCAGGAGAACGCCAGCAAAUCUCUAGUACUAGGGAACGCAAGGCAGCACGCAUACUGGGACUGAUUUUGGGUGCAUUCAUUUUGUCCUGGCUGCCAUUUUUCAUCAAAGAGUUGAUUGUGGGUCUGAGCAUCUACACUGUGUCCUCUGAAGUGGCUGAUUUUCUGACAUGGCUUGGUUAUGUUAAUUCUCUUAUCAACCCUCUGCUGUACACAAGUUUUAAUGAAGACUUUAAGCUGGCUUUUAAAAAGCUCAUUAGGUGCCAAGAGCAUGCUUAG